Messenger RNA from Fusarium venenatum, 471 nucleotides. The record is from RefSeq and is a predicted model, not a curated record. Lineage: Eukaryota; Fungi; Ascomycota; Sordariomycetes; Hypocreales; Nectriaceae.
AUGUACUUUGGUCCGGCUAGCUUCGUGCCAUUUCGUCCUGGGGGGCAUUCGCUGCCAGAAACACAAACUUCUGAAAACGUCGUCUAUGACGUGUUUUUUGAUACAGAAGAUGGCACUCCUGCAAAAGUCCACGAAUUUUCUAUUACUAUCGCGGGAGAAGGCACCGUGGGCACCAGGGCAGGGCCAAAGGUUGGCAAUAUGAUCAUUGAUAACACAGCAGCCACCUUUCCUGAUACCCGAGGCCUCCAUCCGCUUGCUCUUCCUUUUCCUAUGGCGUGUCUUAACAAAUACCCCAGCACCAAGAUGGAUAACUUUUCGCGCGUUGCACUCCAUGAGAUUCUGCACUACAGCACAAUUGGACCCGAGUCGGCACUAGGGGAACAGAUCGGCGACCAACUGAACAAUGACAAUGAACCCGCAUACAGCCCAGAGCGCGCGCACAGUCUGCAGGUCAGAGAACAAUGGCGAUAA